CAUAAACAAAAGUCUCACGCAUUUUAACCAGAUCAUUCUAAUCCAGCUCAUCUGAGUGAAAGGAUACAGUAUACCGUUUACUUGUAUACAUCAGUGGGAGGUAUAUGCCAAUAGGGACAAAGCUCUGACAAACAGCAGUUUUCUGGUGAAGGGAUAUGAAAAACUGAACAAGUCUCAAGUCUGCGAUCUGAGUUACAUUUUUUUUCCUGAGGUUUGUUAAUUUGAGUGUUAAUCCCCGUUUGCUUUAUUUUUUUUUGUACUUUAUUUUUUUCCUACCCGUCGGCCUUUGUAUGAAGAAAGUUGAUUGAUAUAAAGUUAUUGAAUCGGAAAUAUAAUCGAUUUGACUUCCCAAUCCAUAACCCUUUACUAUUGAUAGUUUGACAAAAGACGGGCUACCCUCCUUUUGGUGUACUUUAAUGAGAUGAUGCUUUGAUGGUUCUGGGACUCACAGACGGUUCCAGGGGCCAGGACAGCUUUCAGAACCAGUAUGUAAAAUUUUAAUAAAAUACAGAGACUCCACGAAGAAGGUGAGGAACGUAACAGGAGCAUCUGCCGCUGGUUUUAUUUUCAACUAUAAAAACCCUAUAGAUGAUUCCACCAGCUAACAUGCUAGAGGAAGACAACAUAGAAAAAGAAAAGGAAAACGAACAAGAGCAUGAUCUGCCUCAAUCACCAGCGUCUACUGUCAGCCAGCAAGAAUCAAAGCUGCAGAAGCUGAAGAGAUCACUGUCCUUCAAAGCCAAGAGUCUCAGGAGUAAGAGUGCUGAUAAUUUUUUCCAGAGGACUAACAGUGACAUGAAGCUGCAGGUGGACUUACUGACUGGUGUGAGCACUAGCACAGGGCAGCUUACCACUUCCGACAGUCACAUUUCCUCUCCAACAAAGAGCCUGAAGCAACCUGACACCACUGUCCACAGCUUCCUGGAACAUAUUUUCAAGAAGCCCACUUUCUGUGAUGUCUGUAAUCACAUGAUUGUAGGCACCAAUGCUAAACAUGGACUGCGCUGCAAAGCCUGCAAAAUGAGCAUCCAUCACAAGUGUGCAGAUGGCGUUGGACAGCAGCGAUGCAUGGGCAAGUUGCCAAAAGGAUUUCGUCGCUACUACAGCUCCCCACUGCUCAUCCAGGAGCAAUUUGGCUGCAUCAAAGAGGUGAUGCCUAUUGCCUGCGGCAGUAAGGUUGACCCAGUAUAUGAGACCUUACGCUUUGGAACUUCUCUAGCACAGAAGACUAAGAGGUCCAGCACUGGCAGUGGCUCUGAGUCACCACAUCGAAACUCUACAACUGACUUGGCUGAAGUGCCUGAAGAAUCUGAUGGCCACAGCCUGCCAGGGCACACAGGGCACACAAGGAAACUCAGUGACAGUGUAUUUACAUCUUUAGAAAAUGGAACAGAACAUUUUCACUCAGAAGAAAAGAAACCUGAAACUUCUCCGGUGAAAAUACAACAACGAAAGGAUAUACUGCAGCUUAACACCUAUGUGGCCUUGUACAAAUUUGUACCACAAGAGAAUGAAGACUUAGAAAUGAGACCUGGAGACCGAAUCAUAUUAGCGGAUGACUCAAAUGACGACUGGUGGAAGGGUGUUAUUGAAGACAGAGUCGGAUUUUUUCCUGCCAGUUUUGCUCAGCAGGUGAGGGCUGGUGAGAGAGUUUACAGAUGCACCAGAACCUAUAUUGGCUGCAAGGAACAAGGACAGAUAACCCUAAAGGAGGGCCAGAUUUGUGUAACCAACGAAGACGAAAACAAUGGCUUCAUUAAAGUGUCUAGUGGGAAAAAGAAAGGAUUUGUACCAUUUGAUGUUUUGGAAAAUAUCUGAAGAAAUGAAAGAAAGGCAGUACCAGUGUUGUUCAUCCUCAUUUUGCACUGUGCCAGCAAAUGUUUUGCAGCUCAUGACAUAUGCUGAGAACCAGACAGAAUUAUCCAAGAUAAUUUUAGAAUAUGCAUAUAAAAAAUCUGAGAAAAAUGAAGAUAUCCGGAGGAGGAUACAAAGGGAUUAAAGCCUAGAACUGCUAAUUGCAGUGCUGACAGAUGUAUUGUACUAUCAUCACUGCAGCCUUGGAAUUGCUUCAUUGAUUUUAUACUGCAAAGGACAGAAGCUCAGAAGGAUGUAGAAAGUUCAUGCAUUUGGAAAGCAGACCAUUAGUUUUCUAUGAGCUAUAUCUACAACUAGGCUGGGUCCUGGUUGUUUCAGGUUAUUAAGAUUAUAUGUAACUUAAUUGUCUUAUAGACUGUCUCUGUAAAUGUGCUAGAAGAACAACAAAAUGUCUCUUUGCUGUCUAUAUGCAUACAGAUGCUUUACAGUUCUGAGGCAGACUUUAGUGCCUGUAUAUUUUUAGCCAUAGCUUUUAAAUUUUUAAAUGAUCUACUGUAUGUCUGCACUGUAUGUUGCAUGUAUGCAAGAGAUUGCUGAAUAGCUGCUGCAGAAAAAAAAAAACAGGGAACAAGAUGUUUGUACACAUAUUUUGUAUCUUUCUACAUUAGAUCAAAUACCUUUAAUUUGGUGGGUGGCACAGUGGCAAAGCAGCACAGUGGGUAGUAUUGCUGCCUUGCAUUGCUGGGGCCCUGGGUUCAAUUCAAAACCUGGGCUGCUAUCUGUGAGGAAUUUAUACUGUAUGUUCCUGCCAUGUGUGUGAGGGUUUCCAUUUGGUGCUCUGGUUUCUUCCAACAGUACCACAAAAUACUGGUUGGUUAAUUGGCUUCUGGUAUAAUUCACCGUGGUAUGAGUGCGAGUGUGUCUGUGUUUGUGUGUCUGCCCUCUGAAGGACUAAAGUCCCAUCCACAGUAUACCCCAUCUUGCACUCACUGUUUGCUGUUUCCCCCGUGACCUUUAAUUGAAAGAAAUGGAUAGAUGGAUUUUAAUUUUGAUGUGGGUUGAUUAAUAUCCCUAUUAAGGAUAUACGUACCAAAAGAGGGCAGUUCAACUCUAGUCCCUGAAGUGUGCCUGCAGGUUUGUGUCUUUAAAGUUUUUUUUUUCCUGAAGUGUUCAAAGAAGUUGGGAAAUUCAUCAAAUUAUAGCCAGUGAUGAGCUGAUUUAUGUGAUUUAGAGCUGGGCUGGAAAAAAAAUCAAAAGACACACAAGGACCAGUUUAGGACCACCCUGUCUAACAAAAUAAAUCUAUCUGUACCAUUACUUGUGAAUAUGAAAUUGUGUUAACCUCUUGCUUUUAUUUUUUAAUGCUAUAGAAAUAUGUCAUGUAUAUUAACACAUAUAAAUGUGAAAAUGCAUAUAUAUGUAAUAUUUAAGCACAGAAUUAAGAUUAGUCAAAAUAGUUUUCUAGAAUUUGCAUGGUGAAUAUCCCUAUUUAAUUCCCAGUGAAUCACAAAAAGUACCUGUGUGGUUUAAGAACAGAAGACAUCUGUUUUCUUUAGUGUUAUAGCACCAAAGAAGAAUACCUAGCAGAAUCCAAGAUAACACCAAUGCCUAUAAUGUUAUGCACUUGGAAUUAACAGGAUCAUUUAAGAAGUCUAAAAUUUAUCAUUGCUGUUUACAAGGUUACUACAGUAUGUAAACAGAAUAACAAUUACAAUGCAUUUUUUAUCUACAGUAUGUGAUUGAGCUGCACAUUGGUGCAAACAAGAACUAAACCAAGUCAUCUCUUUCAUGCUAAAUCAUUCAGAGCAGGAAGAAGAGUACUGCCCGGCCUCUUAAAUAACAUUGUAGGUCUUACUAACUUACUAACAGACUCAUCAAGGACAAAGGUCUGUACAGAAUUUUGCAUAUAAAUUAAUAUCAGUAUAUAUUCUUGCUGCACAUAAAUGGGCAAAAUACGUUUUACUUAUUUUUUCUCUUAUAUUUUCUGUGUUAUUUUCAAACGUCUGCUUGGCUGUCAGUAGCAUGGGUAACCUUGCCUUCUUUUUCAGGCAUGUGACAUUACCUUCCGAAUGCUAUGGACAGAGAAGUGAUUUGCAGUUUUUGUAUCUUGGAUUCUUUAAAAAUACAAAAUAAACAGUAAAAUUAACCAAGAA
Messenger RNA from Lepisosteus oculatus (spotted gar), 3968 nucleotides. It is a transcript of the gene stac, whose product is annotated as SH3 and cysteine rich domain. NCBI's taxonomy places the organism in Eukaryota, Metazoa, Chordata, Actinopteri, Semionotiformes, Lepisosteidae. The record is from RefSeq and is a predicted model, not a curated record. Gene Ontology annotation, biological process: positive regulation of protein localization to plasma membrane; skeletal muscle contraction; positive regulation of voltage-gated calcium channel activity. Gene Ontology annotation, cellular component: extrinsic component of cytoplasmic side of plasma membrane. Gene Ontology annotation, molecular function: transmembrane transporter binding.